Messenger RNA from Grosmannia clavigera kw1407, 681 nucleotides. RefSeq lists its product as uncharacterized. Lineage: Eukaryota; Fungi; Ascomycota; Sordariomycetes; Ophiostomatales; Ophiostomataceae. Bases 1 to 681 code for a protein of 226 amino acids. The transcript has a single exon. The record is from RefSeq and is a predicted model, not a curated record.
AUGCCUUCGGCGGCACCCGAGGGCCAUGUCGGCUUCGUCUGCAAGAAGCGCCGACGGGACGAGUGUGGCAGUCUCGGCGCCUUCCAGGGCAUCGCGGUGGCGACGGCGCCGUUGGACGACGACGUCUUCGAGAGGGCAAACAGCCGACAUCACAACAACAGCAGCAGCAACAACAACCACCGGAAGAUUCUGCCGGCCAGCAAGCGGCUGCGACUCGACGACGAUCGGAAACAGGUGCACCGGCCGCUAUCUGAGCGAAUAUCGCCAACUUCCAUGGCAACAUCCAACUCCACAUCUACAUCUACAUCUACAUCUACGUCCACGCCCACGUCCACAUUCAAUCCUCCUCCUUCGACAGCCCCUUGCCACAUCUGCCAUCGCCGACCACGACGGCGCUGCGACCUCGACUCGCUGGCCGACUGCGAGGGGUGUGGCCAGCGCACCUGCUUCGUCUGUCUGCGCGAAUGUCUCGGCGCCACCACGACCGCACAGACAGGUCGACGGCCAGCAAGAGCGGACGGCUUCGACGUCGGUCGCGAAACGUCGCCUGCUGCCUCGCCGCCUGCGUGGUCCCGCGGCUGCAGCGGCCACCGGCGGAUGAUCUGCAGCCGGUGCUGCGUCGAGCGUGGUCAGGACGGCGAGGUCGUCUGUCUCGGCUGCCUCCCCUUCGUCGAGGGCUGA